This is a messenger RNA of Abrus precatorius (Indian licorice), 1205 nucleotides long. RefSeq names its product EID1-like F-box protein 2. Lineage: Eukaryota; Viridiplantae; Streptophyta; Magnoliopsida; Fabales; Fabaceae. Gene Ontology annotation, molecular function: protein binding. The coding region runs from base 298 to 1044 and encodes 248 amino acids. The transcript is spliced from 2 exons. The record is from RefSeq and is a predicted model, not a curated record.
AGGGAAACCGAUCCAAUUGCUACAAUCUCUUUCUUUCCGGCGAUGUCUGCUUUCAGCGUUUUCUAUGCAUUUGUGGACUAAAUUACCCCUCCGAAGAAAAAUGCUAUACCAAGUUUAUGUUGCAAUUGCAUUCUUCUCUGCUUUCACAACCCUUUCAACUCAUCAAUUGGACGUGGAACUUGGUUUUUCUAGGGUUUGGUUUCCAUGGAUCAAAUAAGCUCAAGCUAAGGAAGCUAGUAUUCCAGCAAGGGGGUGUCAUAAACUUGUGAUUUUUCUCAGUUUUGGCAGUUACUAAAAAUGAUUCUCAUAAAGCAGUACCGAUGCAUGCAUUCGGCUAGCUGUGAAUGCACAAAAGGGCAUUUGAGUGAAGAUGUGAUAUUCUUAGUAUUUCAUCAUUUGAAUUGGAAUCCCAAGCUAAUUGCUACUCUGUCAUGUGUGUGCAAAUGGUUUGAUGAUCUUGGCAAGCGAGUUCUAUGGAAAGAGUUUUGUCGAACAAGAGCUCCAAAAAUGAUGCUUGAUCUGCAAUCUAGCGGGAGUCACAGUGUUGAUGGGAACUGGAGUGCCCUAGGGAAGCUGCUUAUAUACUGUGCCGGAUGCAAGAAAGGUGGCUUGUUCAAUACAAAUCAAAUUCCUGGUCAUUUUGUUUAUCAGACUCGAUUUUCUAGAACAUCAGGAAGGAGCUUUCUUUUGCCGCAGUGUAGAACUGAUGUUUUGUAUGUAUCUGAUCCUUGUGAACAUCUUGACCAAUGUGAAGAAGGAGAUGUGGGAUUCUUCCGUGGACUUUUUAAGUCAUUUGCAACUUCAAAGGUUAGGAAGAUACUUAUUAAGAAAGGUGCCAAUCUCCAUCCAACAGAAGUUUGCCCUUACUGUAAAGCAAAGUUGUGGAGCAUGCUGCAAGCCAAAAUGAUCCCUCAAAGUGCCAGUUGCAGGCUGGGUUCCUAUGAAGAUUGUGUUGAGUAUUAUGUUUGCCUAAACGGUCACAUGCUUGGCGUCUGCACCCUAUUACCAUUGACUGAUUCAGAAGAAGCAUCUCAGUUGGCGUAAUCAAAAUGAUUCACUGGUAUUUUCUUGUAUCUGGAAAACCUUAACUUUCUCUCUUGUUUAUGUUUUCCUUUUUAUUUCAAUAUAAAAUGAAUUUUGAUGCUGGAAAUUUGUGUGUACAUAAAAGUAUAAUUUUGAUGUCACUUUCUAUAAUUCAGAGACUU